GAUAAGAUGUAUGACACGACGUGACCCGACUCAAGCAUGACCCAACCCAAACCCGACCCGCAUAAGUUGCGACAUUAACCCGAAUUAACUCGACCCACUCUUACCUGACCCAAACCCGACCCGUUUACUUGAAUUGACAGCUCUAUGAGUGUCACGAGCCACAUAUAAGAUUUCGUGGGAAAAAAAAAUGUCAACUCUUUCCCUACUAUCUCACGAGUUAUGCUGACAAUCGGCCGCAUCUCAUUUUGUAAUCUCAUCAUUCACCAUUUACACUUAACAAUUAUUUCCGAUCAAACAGUGGGGUCCAUGUCCAUGGCCUUGAGCCCUUGAUUAGUGAGUGUAAGACAAAAUGAAAAAAAACAAACAUUUGCGACAUUCAUCAGUGUAAGAUGAGAGGAAUCAAUCAGUCUUUGUCCAAAACCAACAAAUUCAGUAUUCUCUGAAAACCCAUCUCAGCUACUUCAAGUCUUCAACACCAGCCAACAACGCUCACUCUUCCUUCACAUUUUCUCUCUCCUCCUUCACAUUGUACCAUCUUUCAUAAUUUAUCUCAAAUGCGAUAGAAAAUGUUCAAAUUGCAUAAGCAUAAGACCGGUAAAGGUGGAGAGAAAUUUGAUUUUCAGUUUACCGAUUUUCAGGCAAUCAAGGUACCAAAAGGGUGGGAUAAACUAUUUGUGUCUUUAGUUUCUCUUGAAACAGGGAAGACGAUUGUUAAAUCAGGAAAAGCCUCUGUAAGAAAUGGUAUUUGUCGGUGGACAGAAACCUUCCAUGAAUCAGUCUCCAUUUUACAAGAGAAAGGAAAUUCAAAAGAGCUUCAAGGAUCCCUCUUCAGAUUUCUUGUUGCCAUGAGUUCAUCUCGUUCUGGCAUCCUUGGGGAAGUUACCAUUAAUCUGGCAGACUUCGCAAGUUCGAGAACUUCUACACCUGUGUCAUUGGUACUGAAAAAAUGCAACUAUGCUACUUCACUACAAUUGAAAAUUCAGUGCCUGACUCCAAAAACAAAAUAUAGGGAUUCACAAAGUGAAGGGACCAAUAUCAAUGUUGAAUAUUCAAAUGAUGACUCAGAGAUUACAUCUGAUGCAUCUGAUGGUGCGCUUUCUCGGAGUGGGGCUUCAAUGUCUGGCAAUCAUUUAGAGAGUACGUCAACAUCCCAAGCAGGUCUUAGUAGGGAUCCAAGUUUGUCAGCAUCUGAUUCCCGACAUAGUUUUGAUUCCGCAGAGGCUUCUUCUGGGAAUGACAUGUUUUCUCCUCAAAAUAAUAUUUUGCGUGCCGACCUCAUUGUGAGACAGGAUUCUAUUGAUUCACAAAACAGUGGUCCAUCUCAUAGCUUUCGUAAAACUUGUAAUGAUAAUCAAUCAAAUCAUUCUUCUAUUCAUACCAGGGCUGCUGAGUCAUUUGGCGCUUCUGCAUUUAAACAAGCAGAGCAGAAUUCCAAUGCUUGUAUGUCACCACCAUGCUCAAAUGCUGGCUCUUCAAAGGGAUCUCUUGAAACUGCGGAGCUUACGAUCGAGGAGCUAAGGUCUGGAGCUAAGAUGCGGGAGCGAUAUACUAAAAUGUUAACCCAUGACGUGGAAGUCUUGAAGAAUGAAAUGUCUGGGCAGUCAAGGAGUCAAGCAACUCUCACCAUGGAGCUAUCAGCCUCACAGCAGGAAUGUAAUGGCCUAAAGCAGGAGAUUGAGCAUUUGAAAAAAUCUCUAGAAGAGACUGCAAAGAAAAACAGUGUGACAAGAGAUUUAAGACUUCAUUCUACAGAUAUGGAUGAACUACAGAAGGAAAUGGAGGAAGAAAUAAGGUUUCAUAAAGAAUCAAAUGCUGACUUGACUGAACAGCUACACAAAACACAAGAAUCAAACAUUGAGCUUUUGUCCAUUUUACAGGAGCUUGAAACAAUCAUAGAAACACAGAAAUCAGAAAUACAAAAUCUUUCUCAAGAUUCAAAGUUGCAAAUUGAAAACCAAUUUCUAUCUGCAAAAACACAGCUCUCAACUGAAUCUGAUACAAAGACACAGCCAACACAAGAGCCUGGUGAAUAUUCUCCUGAGGCCAUCCAUAACACAAAGCUCCAGCUGCAGCAGUUGCAGGAAGCACAAGAGGAACAAAAAAAUGUCAUCCAAAUGCUUGAGAAGUCUGUGGAAGAGAAGGAUGACAAGAUAGAGAUGGAAAGGAACCUCAAAACACAAGCUAUUUUGGAUUCUGAAUUAAAGUGGAGGCUUCAAGUAGCUGCGAAAGAGGAAGAGGUCACGAACUUGGAAGCGAAGCUAUCAAAAGCUGCCAAGUACCAAAUAAACAGGAACUUGGAAGUUGACACUGAACAUGAGACAGAUCAAGCCAAAGAGAUCAACGUCCUCAGGAGAAAAGUAGAAGAGCUUGAGAAGGACUGUAACGAACUGACUGAGGAAAACUUGGAACUUCUUUUAAAGCUCAAACAAUCAACGAAUUCUACAUUAAUAUGUGAAACUGAAGUAAGCCAACUACAAAAGCCUCAGCAUGAACUGAGAAACAAAGAAACACUGUUCGAACAUGCUUCCACUUCUGAGAAGUCACAGGCCCAAUGUCCAGAUCUUGAACGAAAAAGCCGUGUAGCAGAUAUUCAGCUGCAGACUUAUAAGGAAAACGCUGUUCAUCUUGAAGAUGAGUUACAGAAGCUUCAUGUUCAAGUUGAAGAACAGAGGAUAGAACUUCAUGCAUUGCAGAAAUUAAUAGAGAACUAUGAAGCAAAAGAGAAGACUGAAGACUUGCAAUUGUUGCUACCAAAUGUGAUUUGUGAGCCUUCUACCCCCAACAAUCUACCUGAUAUACUUCUCGAGAUUCGUAAACUGCUUGAUCAUACUCUAAAGCUAACAAAAAGGCAUGGACUUUCUCUUAACUUAUCUGUAGAUUGCAAUGAUAUUUGUUGUUUUCAUAACUUAGAGUUGACUUGUAAUAAGCCACUUACUUGUAAAGAGCAGCUGCAUGAGAUUUUGGAUUCUUUAUCCAAAACCAACAAAUGCUUUGAAGGAGAAUGUGAUAGGUGCGGAGUAAUGUUCAAAUACUCAAAAGAAGAUACAUUAGAUACCCAAGAAGAAGAUAUUAAGCUGGAGCUUGAAAGUUUGAAAAAACAUGAUAAUUGCAAUUCCUAUCAGGGACUUGGAAAUUCUGGCGAAGUCAUCCAACCUGAUCUAUGUAAAGAGCAGGCAGAGGAAGAUAUCAAAGUUGUUCGAAAACAGUUAAAUACACCUGAAGAUCAGAUAGCAAGUGUUUAUGAGGAAAAUAUUCUGCUGAAAGAGAAAAUUCAGAGCUUGGAAAGAGAAGUAGGCAGUUCAUCUAAAAGUUCAGAGGAAUUGAAAAAAGAGAUUAUAAUUUUAUCAAGCAGCAUGGAGUCACAUAUUUCUGCAAGCAAGGUACUUGAAAGGUUGUCAUCAGAGUUGGGAAAAGGAAAAAAAGACCUAGAGCAGCACCUGUUUGAUAUAGAAAAGGAAAACAUGCAGUUGUUAGAAAGAAUAUCAGCUUUGGAAGCCCAGUUACGAUAUUUGACAGAUGAGAAAGAGACAUGUCUUGUGAAGCUGCAAAAUUCAGAAGCCGAAACAAUGAAACUUCGUGAUGAGAUUAAAAAAUUGGAGAUUGAAAUGGAGACACAGAAAGGAGAUAUGAGACUUAAUGUAGAAGACAUGCGAAAUCGAUGGCUUGAAGCUUUAGAAGAGUGUGAAUAUCUGAAAAAGGCUAAUCCAAAGUUGCAAUUAACAGCAGAAAACCUUAUCGAUGAAUGUGCUUCACUUCAGAAGUUUAAUUGGGACCUGAGGAGGCAGAACACAGAUUUGCAUUCACGAUGCACUAUUUUGGAAUCUCAACUGAAGGACACACAGGGAAAAUUUUCUGAAUUCUCAGUGAAGAUUGACACUUUAGAAGCUGAAUUUCUUAUGAUUGUUGAAGAAGUUUCCUUAAAGGAAAAGACCCUUAAGUCUGAACUUGAAUCUCUUGCUAUUGAGGAUAGAGAACAACGAGAAAAAGUCAUGCAAGAAAAUAUCUCAUUGAAUGAUAUGUAUUCAGAAAAGGUAGUUGAAGCUGAAAAUCUUCAGAAAGAGCUCAUACACCUCAUUGAUCAGAUAUCAGUCGCUCAUGACAAGCAGGAAACAGUGUCAUCUGAAGCCAUACUUGAAGUUUACGUUUUACGUGCUGAAAAAGCUAAGCUUGAAGCUUCUCUUAAAGAUUUGACUAGUAAAUAUGCGAUCACUCAGAGAAAAUUGAGUAUCAUGGAAGCAGAAGCUGAAGCCAAAGUACAACAGCUAACUGGAGAACUUACUGCUUUGAGAAAUAACCAGGAUAUUCUUAUGACUAAGAAUGAUAACCUGUUAGUGUCACAGGAAAAUUUAAAAAUUAUUGAAGAAAAACAAAGAAGUGUCAUCACUGGGCUUGAGAUCAAUCUUAAAGCUUCAAAAUAUGAAGAACUGCAGUUAGCAGAGGAAAUUUCAAGCCUUAAGGAACAACUGCAGAGAGCUAACCUGCUUCAAGAUGAAGUUCUUAGUCUGAAGACCUCUCUCAGUGAAGCCAGUUUUGAGAAUCAAAGGGUGAAAGCUUCUUUUGACCUGCUAUGUAAAGAUCAUGAAGAUAUGAAGACUGAGAAGGAUUCGCUUGUGGAGAAGAUAAAUGGUAUGCAGCAGUCUCUGUUGGAGUUAGAUAACUGUCAGCGUAGUAAAAUAGCCCUUGAAGAGAAAAUUUUGCGGUUAGAAGGGGAUCUAGCUACCAAAGAGGCACUCUAUGCCCAGAAUGCGGAGUUAAGAUUUGAGCUCAGCAAACAUAAGAGGGCAAAUGCUGAACUUCAACGGAAAAUACAACAUCUUGAGGAGGACCUAGAAGGGUAUCUUAAUGGAGUUCCAGUCCAUCAAAAACCACAGCAACUAAAAACUACGGUGAUGCAUGAUCAAUUGAAUUCUGUAGGCCACGCUGACCUUGGUACAGAAUGCAUUGAUGCUGUGUGCUCCACAAAAGAUGAAAAGCAACACUUAGAGAUACUUGGAGUUCAGAGUACAGAUUAUUUGCUGAAAAUCCAGUCCCUCGAAAUUGAACUCGCUGAAGCUUUGGAAGCAAAUGAUAUGUACAAAACUCAGCUUAGAAGGUUUUUGUCCGAAGAGCAGACCUUUUCAGAUACUUCCAUGACGGCAGGAAGUCACAACGAAUCAGAUGACAGAAGGCAAAGGAACAGCAUCUCUUUCCUUGAGGUAGAACUGAGAGAUAUUCGAGAAAGAUACCUUCAGCUGAGUCUCAGGUAUGCUGAAGUUGAGGCUCAGCGUGAGGAACUUGUACUGAAACUGAAGUCCACAAAUAAUACGAAGAGCUGGUUUUCUUAGUCACAUGCUGCUUCACCAACUUUUUAUUAUACUACGUAGAUAAGUUGGGGUGAACCUUCAGCUUUUCCCAUGUUUUUACUGGAAUGGGUCAAUUAUUCAUUGGUGAAGCAGUUAACCAGAUUAACGAGUUUACUCUUUUCCAUAACAAAUUAUAUGGCGGAUACGGCUUGUAGAUAGAAUUUAUAUGCAUUGAAUUCUAUAACAAUGUGAAGUUUUUUCCGCUUUGUGAUCUCUUACCCUGUUUUCAUUAUGUAAAACAGGAAGAUAAGUGUCAGGUAAAGACUAGAAUAGACCCGCUCUACAAUAACUUAUUGUAGACCCAACCUUCUAGUAUAA
Chenopodium quinoa (quinoa) is the source of this 5660-nucleotide messenger RNA. RefSeq names its product ERC protein 2-like. Bases 567 to 5324 code for a protein of 1585 amino acids. The record is from RefSeq and is a predicted model, not a curated record. NCBI's taxonomy places the organism in Eukaryota, Viridiplantae, Streptophyta, Magnoliopsida, Caryophyllales, Amaranthaceae. The transcript has 8 exons.